Molecule: messenger RNA, 1913 nt
Organism: Polychytrium aggregatum
Lineage: Eukaryota; Fungi; Chytridiomycota; Chytridiomycetes; Polychytriales
Product: glucose-6-phosphate dehydrogenase
Exons: 7
Coding region: 116-1576 (486 amino acids)
Biological process (GO): glucose metabolic process; pentose-phosphate shunt, oxidative branch
Cellular component (GO): cytosol
Molecular function (GO): glucose-6-phosphate dehydrogenase activity; NADP binding
Source: RefSeq, a predicted model, not a curated record
CGGAUAUCUCGCGUUUGCCAUCGCUAUCUUUCUGAGCUGGUCUCGCUCUGCUCGUUGCGUUCGUCCCAUCCGAUCGUCCUCUGCUCGCAUCUCUCUCGCUCCACCCGCACCAGCCAUGUCUGACAAUCUGUGCAUCGUCGUCCUGGGCGCCUCUGGCGAUCUGGCCUUCAAGAAGACGUACCCUGCUCUCUUUGGCCUCUACAAGAACGGCUUCCUCCCCGUGCGCACCCAGAUUGUCGGCUAUGCUCGCUCCAGCAUCGACCUCGACGACUUCAAGAAGCGCAUCUCCUCGAAAAUCAAGAUUGCCAACGCAACCGAGGGCCAGGCCCUCACCCAGUUCUUGGAAAAGUGCUACUACACCAACGGCGCCUACGACAAGCCUGAGUCGUUCAUCAAGUUGAACGCCUUUGUCCAGAACCUGGAGGGCGGCGUCACCGGCGCCCGCCACCGUGUCUUUUACAUGGCUCUCCCGCCCUCGGUCUUCAUUCCUGCCUCCAAGGGCCUCAAGAACCAUCUGUAUACCACCCGCGGCUCCAACCGCCUGGUCGUCGAGAAGCCCUUUGGCAAGGACUUUGACUCUUCCAAGGAGCUCUCCAAGGCCCUGGCCGAGAGCUGGCAUGAGGACGAGAUCUACCGCAUCGACCACUAUCUUGGCAAGGAGAUGGUCAAGAACCUGAUGGUGAUCAGAUUCGCCAACAUCUUCUUCAGCGCCGUCUGGAACCGCUUCUACAUCGACAACGUUCAGAUCACCUUCAAGGAGAAGAUCGGCACAGAGGGUCGCGGCGGAUACUUUGACGAGUUCGGCAUCAUCCGUGAUAUCAUGCAAAACCAUCUCCUGCAGAUCCUCACCAUUGUUGCCAUGGAGAAGCCCGUCUCUCUCGAUGCCGAGCACGUUCGCGACGAAAAGGUCAAGGUCCUCCGGGCCAUGACCCCUCUGGCUGUUGAGGACGUCCUUCUCGGCCAGUACACCGCUAGCGCCGACGGCAGCGUUCCCGGCUACCUGGAAGACCCCGGAGUCCCCAAGGAUUCUGUCACCCCCACGUACGCCGCCGCCGUCUUCAACAUCAACAACGAGCGCUGGAGCGGCGUUCCGUUCAUCCUCAAGGCCGGAAAGGCCCUGAACGAGGCCAAGGCCGAGGUCCGCAUCCAGUUCCAGGAUGUGCCCGGCAACAUCUACGGCAACGUCGGCCGAAACGAGCUGGUUAUUCGUGUUCAGCCCAACGAGGCCGUCUACGUCAAGUUCAUGAACAAGCAGCCCGGUCUCUCCGCCAACCCCAUCAUGUCCGAGCUGGAUCUCAGCUACCAUAGCCGCUACAACGAGCCCAAGAUCCCCGACGCCUACGAGAGCUUGAUCCUCGAUGUCCUUAAGGGCGACAAGAGCAACUUUGUGCGUGACGAUGAGCUGGACGAAGCCUGGAAGCUGUUCACUCCUCUCCUGCACAAGAUCGAGGGCGAGAAGAUUGCCCCCAAGAAGUACCAGUUCGGCACCCGUGGUCCCGAAGGCGUCGACGACUUUGUCGCCAAGCACGGCUACCAGCGACACCACGAAUACGAGUGGACUCCCUCCAAGAUCUAAACCUGCCCGGGCAUGUUGUGGCUGCGGCGCUGCGUGGUCGUGACCGUAGUCCGUGGUCCGUGGUCCACUCAAUGUAUCCCUCUUCAUCCUGUCGGUGUAGCCUUCUUCACCUCUUCCUUCACGGUAUGCAUAAAACACUCUAUCGAAUGUGUGUGCGAGAGAGAGUCUCUUCGGAUGCCUUCCGAAUAUCGCACACGGGGGCCCCUUGGAGAGACGGGAUUGGGCCAAUCCAUCUUGGCUGAUUGACCGGAAGGAUGGUUGUGGAGCGAUGCAACGGCGGCGUUUCGCUUUCGCACCAGGAAAUAACACCACGAGCUCGGCUGUCAGGGCACCCAUG